AUGCUCGUCACCAAGAACUUCCUCCUCGCCACUCUUUCGGCCGGCCUGGCCGCAGUUGCACGCGCCGACGACGGUCCGACGGCCAACGCAGUCCGCGUUCCGGGCCUCCACGACAUCGUGCCAGUCGGCUCGCCCUACGAGAUCAAGUGGGACCUUACGCCGUUCCAGGGCGGGACGGUCAGCCUCACGCUGCUGAAGGGCCCCUCGACCAACGCCGUUCCCUACCUCAGCAUCGUGAAUGGCACGGAAAACGACGGCUCCUACAUGUGGACUCCGCCUACCAGCAUCCCGGACAGCAACGGCGACACGGGCUACGGCAUCAUGCUGGUCAUUGACCAGAACGGCGCCUACCAGUACACCACUCAAUUUGGCAUUUCCAACUCCCAAUAA
Lasiodiplodia theobromae is the source of this 390-nucleotide messenger RNA. Its product is annotated as GPI anchored serine-threonine rich protein. NCBI's taxonomy places the organism in Eukaryota, Fungi, Ascomycota, Dothideomycetes, Botryosphaeriales, Botryosphaeriaceae. The transcript has a single exon. The record is from RefSeq and is a predicted model, not a curated record. The coding region runs from base 1 to 390 and encodes 129 amino acids.